AUGGAUACGCUUGCUGCAAUUCUUAGUCUUGUUACUCCAGGAGCCUAUAUGGCUUCUAUUGAUUUAAAGCAUGCAUAUUACACUAUUCCUAUUGCAGACGAACAACGGAAAUUUCUCAAAUUCGUUUGGAAUGAACAACUGUAUGAGUUUUGUGUACUGCCCAUGGGGCUAACUAGUUCUCCCAGAAUUUUCACCAAAGUCAUGAAGCCAGUUUUGGCUACUCUUCGACAAAAAGGACACAUUAACAGUGGUUUUAUUGAUGACUUUUAUUUUCAAGGUCAGGAAUUUUCGGAUUGCGCAGUUAAUGUAUCGGAUAGUGUCAGACUUUUUAUUAGUCUUGGGUUGCAUGUCCACCCUGACAAAUGUGUAUUGAUACCCUCCCAAGAGCUCUUAAUUUUGGGGUUCUUAAUAAAUAGUUUGUUAAUGAUAGUAAAACUUCCCCUAGAGAAAAAGGUCAAAUUGCGAGAUCUCUGUUUACAGGCUUUGCGUGGCAACAAACUUACAAUUCAAUUCGUUGCUAGUGUUAUUGGUACACUUAUCUCUGCCCUCCCUGGGGUUGAGUUUGGUCGGUUACACUAUCGCAAUCUUGAACGCGAUAAAAUUAACGCCCUUGCACGGAAUAAUGGAAAUUAUCGGUCAUUUAUGCACCUUUCUGAGGCAGCAAAGCAGGAGCUUCAGUGGUGGACUACACAUGUGAUGCAUUCAUCUAGGCGACUUCGUCAUCCCGUCAUCUCCUAUAUCUUUCAGACUGAUGCUAGUGAUCUUGGCUGGGGCGUAACGUGUACUACUAUUCCUCAGUUACAGUCUCAGGGUUUGUGGACAAGUGAACAGCGUACCCUACAUAUUAAUGUAAGGGAACUGUAUGUUGUUUUUAUAUGUUUAACAAUAUUUGGUAUGGAGAAGUCUGACGUCCACAUUAAAUUCGAGUUAGACAAUAUGACUGCCGUUAGUUAUAUCAAUCACAUGGGGGGAUGUAGAUUUCUGCUUGUGAUACAGUAGCCAGAAAGAUUUGGGCGUGGUGCAUUUCCCACAAUAUCUGGGUCACUGCUAAUUAUAUUCCAGGACCCAGCAAUGUAGUUGCAGAUUCACUUUCUAGAAAACAUCUGUCAGAUCAUGAAUGGCAGCUUAAUACGGAUAUUUUUCACAAACUCUCCAAAAAAUUCCCUAAGUUUAGUAUUGAUCUGUUUGCAUCUUUGUUGAACAGACAGGUAGCACGGUAUGCCUCUUGGCACCCGGAUCCACAUGCUGCAAUAGUGGAUGCUUUUAGUGUAUCAUGGGCGAAUGAAUAUUUUUAUGCUUUCCCUCCUUUUAGUCUCAUUCCGAAAUGUCUGGAGAAAAUCUCUCGAGACCAAGCCGAAGGGGUUUUACUGGUCCCUGCAUGGCCCACACAAACAUGGUACCCUCUUCUUCUACAGAUGCUCAUUCAGUAGCCAAAGCUGUUGUUGUGGACCCCUCAAGUGGACUUAUUGAGACACCCAUUAGGCAAGGUUCACAGCAUGCAAGGAAAACUGAAGUUGAUGGCAUGUCUCUUGUCCGGCAACAUUAUCAGAACCAGGGCUUUUCUGACCACAUUACCGGUGUACUCCUCGAUUCAUGGCGAACUUCUACACAAAAACAGUAUGCGAGUUAUCUUAAAAAAUGGAAUUUAUUCUGUCGUGAAAGGAAAAUUCUUGCACAUUCCCCUACUUUAAAUCAAGUUUUGGAAUUCUUGUACACACAAUUGCAUUAUCAUAUUCUAGUAUUAACAGUGCCAGAUCAGCGUUAUCAUGUUUUCUUUCUAUUGGUAACUUUCCAGUGGGGAAGCACCCAAUAGUUUGUCGUUUCCAAAAGGGGCAUUUGAACGGAAACCACCUGCUAAUAAGCAUCAUGCUAUCUGGGAUGUCCAAACAGUUUUGGCUUAUCUGAAAACGUUCACCCCUAACAGUGGUUUAAGUCUUAAAGAGCUUAGUCACAAAUUAACAAUGUUAUUGGCUUUGGUGACUAUUCAGCGGAAGCAAACUUUAAUACACCUCAAUAUUAACAAUGGCUGCAUGAUACAAUCAGAUGUUCAAUUUGUGUUUGUUCUUGAUAAGCAUAUCAAACAAAGCAGACCAAAUUAUUCAGUUCCACCUGUUAUUGUUCCUAGAUACAAUUUGGAUUCUGAUGUUUUCCCAUAUUUAUGUUUAGAAGCGUAUCUUGAGAAGACUAAACAUUUACGACAAAGUGUCAAUUUACUCGUUGCAACGAUAAAACCGCAUCGUGCUAUUGGAUCUCAAAUUUUAGCUCGAUGGAUUAAAAUUGUCUUAGCCGGUUGGUAUUGA
Molecule: messenger RNA, 2300 nt
Organism: Paramuricea clavata
Lineage: Eukaryota; Metazoa; Cnidaria; Anthozoa; Malacalcyonacea; Plexauridae
Source: the annotation of a GenBank genome assembly